Messenger RNA from Megalopta genalis, 1475 nucleotides. RefSeq names its product dolichyldiphosphatase 1. Gene Ontology annotation, molecular function: dolichyldiphosphatase activity. Lineage: Eukaryota; Metazoa; Arthropoda; Insecta; Hymenoptera; Halictidae. Gene Ontology annotation, biological process: protein N-linked glycosylation; lipid biosynthetic process. Gene Ontology annotation, cellular component: intracellular membrane-bounded organelle; endoplasmic reticulum membrane. The record is from RefSeq and is a predicted model, not a curated record.
GACAGGAUUCACUGUAGAUUGGAUGUGCAGUAGAAUGAUGUGUAUAAAAAGGCUCUUCUAGAGGAAGAGGAAAAGGUUCUUGAAUUGGAAGACUACUGUAUAAUUAUACAUAUGUACAAUGAAGUUGAUAGCCGAUAACUGGUAGCUGCUGGUAGCGUAGCGGUCUGUGGAUGGAUUCCAUGAUUGUUGCUGCACGGUGAGCUGUUCGAGUUAUGGUCACUUCCAAAAUUUCGAUGACAUGGCAACAUUAGACGACGAUUCGUUUCUCGAACUUAACACACGUUUCGGGGAUAAUAUGCAAAAAACAGAAUGGAUUCCCUUGUCUCUUACUCUAGUCGAGUAUCCCCAGGGUGACCUUUUUGGAAAAUUCUUAGCUCUGAUAAGUCUAGCACCAUUUGCUAUUAUAGCUGGUUUCAUAACAUUGAUCCUAUUUAGAAGAGACUUGCAAACUAUCACAUUUUUUAGCGGUAUUAUAAUAAAUGACUUCAUAAAUUUUGUAUUAAAACAUACAAUUUGCCAAGCAAGACCAAUGAGACGUGAUGUUGUUUUUGUUGAAUAUGGUAUGCCAUCAAUGCAUGCACAGUUUAUGUGGUUUUUUGCUGCAUAUACAACACUUUUUAUAUGCAUCAGGUUGCAUCACAAUAACAAUAGUACUGUUUCUGAAAGAUUCUGGAGAAUUGCUACUGUGGUUGCUUGUAUACUUGCUUCUCUUUUAGUGACAUAUAGUAGGGUUUAUUUGUUAUACCAUUCUAUUUCUCAAGUCCUAUAUGGUGCACUCAUAGGAAUUAUAUUGGGAGUAGUAUGGUUUAUAAUAAUGCAUGUAGUGUUUAUACCAAUUUUUCCUUACAUUGUUUCAUGGCGGAUAUCAGAGUACCUAUUGUUACGUGACACAACAUUAAUUCCUAAUAUUCUCUGGUUCGAGUAUACGAACAUUCGUACAGAGGCACGAGCACGUGCACGUAAACUUGUGUCAAUGAAAUCACAAUGACAUCUAAUGUCUAGCCAUGGGCUGAAAACAAAUAGGAAAUAAAUAACUGAUGAAAUAAAUAUAUAUAUAUAUAUAUUAAGAAGCAAGUGAUAUCAUUCCUUCAGUCAGACGAUAUUAAAAAGAUACCAAAAUUCGUUCGACUCAAAGAAAUAUCUUGAAUAACGAGUGGCAAUAUUUUGCCAUUAGUAAUAUUUAAACGCAUAAGGUACUAGUACAAAUUUUGCAUACAAAUUUUCACGUUUAUAUGGUCAGUACCUGUAUCUUUGGAUAUCUAAGUUUUUAUAAUUUUUCACAAAUUAUUUAUAAUCCAUACUUAACGAGCAAUAUUUAUACAUUUUUAUUAGCUUUUAUAAUUAAACAAUGUAUAUAGAAAUUAUACAAGUAAUUAUGUAAAUCUUUCAGUUUUGUAAAGACAAAUAUUAUUUAUGAUAUAAUACAAAAUAAAUAUUGGUUACUUUAAAGGAGGGAAUAAACUUAGUACAAUAAA